Molecule: messenger RNA, 2122 nt
Organism: Paramisgurnus dabryanus
Lineage: Eukaryota; Metazoa; Chordata; Actinopteri; Cypriniformes; Cobitidae
Product: E3 SUMO-protein ligase ZBED1-like
Molecular function (GO): DNA binding; protein dimerization activity
Source: RefSeq, a predicted model, not a curated record
ACUCGCGUCAGCUGGGGAUCUGUGGCCUGCUUUGCCCACACAUUACAACUCGCCAUAAAUGAUGGCUUCAACAUCUAUUUAAACCGGGUCAUCGCGGCAGCUGGAAGACUUGUUCAGCACUUCAAUCAUAGUACUGUAGCUACUAAAGCACUUCGUGACAAACAGGUACAAAUGAAACUUCCACCGCAUCGCUUGAUUCAAUCCUGCAAGACGAGGUGGAACUCAGUCAGUGAUAUGUUUGCCCGGCUUGUGGAACAAAGGUGGGCAGUGACUGCGGUACUGUCAGAGCGCACUGUCACCAAGUUAGCGGACCCCAGAAUCCUUGAGCUUAAAGACGAAUACUGGCAGCUGAUGGAAGACGUGGCACCUGUGUUGGCAGCAUUAAAGUGUGCCACGACUGUAAUGUCUACAGAAUCUGAAGUGUCUAUUUCAAACAUCUACCCUAUCACUUUCGGCCUCUUACAGUCGCAUCUUAUGAGAAAUGAAGAGGACAGCGCUCGGGUUUCGGAGUUCAAAGAAAAAGUGCGUAACUCAUUGACGCAAAGAAUGCAGGUUCACUCCGAUGAACUACCAUCAAAACCAGCCAUGAUCGCAACGAUGCUGGAUGCCAGACACAAGAACCUGGUCUUUUUAAUGUCAUCCGAGAAGAGACUGACUGCCAACGCAAAGCUGCGCGAAUUGGCAUCCGCAGUGGAUCCGAUCGGGUCAGAAAAUGCAAAUACGGUUACUGAAAAUGCGCCGGAGGUCGAUGCUAGAUGUGACAACGGGAAAAGUGCCCUUCGUAUGCUGCUUGGGGAUCAUUAUAACGAGAAGUGCAUCAACGACUCUGAAAACGAAGUGAACAACUUUCUUAGAGAACAGCCUCCUUCACUUGACACAAGUGCUCUAGAUUGGUGGAAAGCCAAUGCCUCCAGAUUUCCCAGAUUGUCUCGGCUGGCAAAAGGGUAUUUAAGCAUACCUGGAACAUCUGUUCCAUCAGAACGCGUGUUUUCGGCAGCUGGCCUGACCGUCAACAGACUUCGCACGAGACUAACCCCGGAGAAUGUUAAUAUGUUGAUCUUUUUAAACAAAAACCAGUGAUGUGCCUCUUAAGGUAUGCUGUACUCACACUGUAUAAGGUUGUUAACUUUCAAGUUCCUUUUUUCCCCCCAAGUAAUCUUUUAAGCGAAGUAGCGAAAAAUGUUGCACAGUUAAGGUGCGCUAAAAUAUAGAAUUGAACGAAAGGCAAAAUUUAUGUUUUAAACAUUGCACAUGAGUUUAAUUGUUUUUAAAUGAUUUAAGAUACAUUCAAAGUGUUUUGCAGAGUUCUAACAUAAACGCUUUGGGAUUUGAAAAAGAAGCGAAUUUAAAACAGAUGUUGGACGUUUAAUGCAUAUGCAUUAAACAGCAUAAACUGACAAACAAAAAACUGUUGCAAAGUUGCACUCAACCUGUUCGAUGGUUUUAAUUAGUCUUUAAACAAAAGUGAUGAAAAGAUCACAUAAUGUAUUGGAAUUUGUAAAUGAAGUAAAAAAGAUGUUGCACCUGUUGGAGGUUUAACGCAGUAUAUACGUUAAAAUGUGCUAAAACGGAGAAACAAAGAAAACUAAUGUUGCGAAGUUGCACAUAACCUGUUCGAUUGUUUUAAUUACUUUUAAGCGAAAGUGUUGAAAAAUCACACGAUGAAUGCUUUAGAUUGGGAAUGAAGAAGUUUAAUGUUAAAUUAAUUUGUAUUUUUUGUAUUUUUCAAUGUGAAAAGCACUUGUACGCACCUUAAAUAAGCAAAAUAAAUGUUGAAAUUUUGUUCUUUCAAUGUGUUUAUGGAAGUGACAGAAAAAUAAAGUUUUAUUUAAGAAUCCAUGUUGUUUUAUUAUUGAAUGAGCAGAUGGAAGUACAGUGGAAAAAUAAAGAAAUCGAAACCAAAACACAUAGAGCUAGGAAAAUAAUUUAUAAAGUAAGGGAAUAUCAGAAGAUUCUAACACCAGCAAAAACACUUAGGAUAAAAUAUUUUUUUCUUACAUGGACACACGGACUCUGCGUCAGAGUGCGUGUGAGGUGGAAUUACAGACCGUGCUAUUAGUCAUUUUAUUUCGUUAUGAGAUAAGUUUAAGUUGAUGCUUUUAUCAAAACACCAACAACAUUG